AUGCGGUUUCUGAAAGAGAGCUGGGAGGUGGUGCGUGAUGAGGUUAUGGGCACUUUUCAGGAAUUUCAUUCUCAUGGCACAUUUGAGAAAUCAUUAAAUGCAUCUUUCAUUGCUCUUAUUCCUAAGAAGGGUAAUGCCUCUGACAUUAAGGACUUCCGGCCAAUCAGUCUUGUGGGGUGCAUGAGAAUGUGUCUAUUCCAGGAAGUUCCUGGUGUUUUAUGCAAACUUGACAUCGAGAAAGCUUAUGAUCACGCGAAUUGGAAAUUUCUUCUUUAUUUACUUCGGAGAAUGGGGAAUGGGGAUCAAUGGAUAAAAUGGAUUGAAUCUUGCAUUUCAUCAGUUAUGUUCUCUGUGCUUGUGAACGGCUCUCCUGCUGACGACACCUUGGUUUUCUGUGAUGCUGAUGUUUCCCAACUCAGGUAUUUGAGGUGCAUUCUUACAUGCUUCCAAGCAGUGUCUGGUCUUAAGAUUAAUGUUGGAAAGAGUGUGCUUGUCCCAGUGGGGGAGGUUUCCGAUAUUUCCUCUUUAGCUGCUGUUCUUGGGUGUGGAGUAGGUGUUUUUCCACUCCUUUAUAUGGGAUUACCUUUGGGAUCUCCUCCAUUAGAGUGGGGACUUGGGAUCCGGUGA
Messenger RNA from Cornus florida, 627 nucleotides. RefSeq lists its product as uncharacterized. Bases 1 to 627 code for a protein of 208 amino acids. The record is from RefSeq and is a predicted model, not a curated record. NCBI's taxonomy places the organism in Eukaryota, Viridiplantae, Streptophyta, Magnoliopsida, Cornales, Cornaceae. The transcript is spliced from 3 exons.